Molecule: messenger RNA, 3943 nt
Organism: Microtus oregoni (creeping vole)
Lineage: Eukaryota; Metazoa; Chordata; Mammalia; Rodentia; Cricetidae
Gene: Desi2
Product: desumoylating isopeptidase 2
Exons: 5
Coding region: 248-832 (194 amino acids)
Biological process (GO): protein deubiquitination
Molecular function (GO): deubiquitinase activity
Source: RefSeq, a predicted model, not a curated record
CCGAGGGGAGGCGCCUGAGCCGGAGCGGGCUCUCCACCGGUCCGGCCCGGUCCUCACACAGGUCUCCGUCAGCGGCUCUCGGGAGCGUCCCCGGCUGCCGGAUGCUUCCGCCCCGGCUGCGGCGGGCCGGGCUGGACGCUUAGUGCCCGGCUCGUGCCCUGCCAGAAGCGCCCGCGGGGGUGGCAGCGGCCUCCGCCCCGCGGAGACCGAGCGGCUGGAGGACGAGGCGGCGGCCGCGGGGAGGAGGAUGGGGGCUAACCAGUUAGUGGUGCUCAACGUGUACGACAUGUACUGGAUGAAUGAAUACACAUCAUCUAUUGGAAUUGGAGUUUUUCAUUCUGGAAUUGAAGUGUAUGGCAGAGAAUUUGCUUAUGGUGGCCAUCCUUACCCUUUUUCUGGAAUAUUUGAAAUUUCCCCAGGAAAUGCCUCUGAACUAGGAGAAACAUUUAAAUUUAAAGAAGCUGUUGUUUUAGGGAGUACGGACUUUCUAGAAGACGAUAUAGAAAAGAUUGUAGAAGAACUGGGGAAAGAGUAUAAAGGCAAUGCCUACCAUUUGAUGCACAAAAACUGCAAUCACUUUUCUUCAGCUUUAUCAGAGAUUCUUUGUGGGAAAGAGAUUCCUCGCUGGAUCAACCGACUGGCCUACUUCAGCUCCUGUAUACCCUUUCUACAGAGUUGCCUCCCAAAGGAGUGGCUCACUCCUGCUGCACUGCAGUCUAGUGUCAGCCAAGAGCUCCAGGAUGAACUGGAAGAAGCAGAGGAUGCAGCCGCAUCCGCUGCCAUGGCAAGUGCUGCAGCUGGUGCCAGAACUGGGCGUCACACUAAACUAUGAGCAUCUCCAAAGUCACACCUUCAGAACUGUCUCUGGCAGUUGAAUAUCACUAGAGAAAAGAAAAUAGAGUAAAUGUCCUUUGGAUAUUUUGUAUGCAAAGAUGGCUCUCCCCCAAAUCCCAGUUUUUCAGCUCAGGAUUAUAUUUGUAGUCAAAAACAAAAACAAAAAAAAAAAAGAAGAAGAAAAAUCACUUGGCUCUGGAGGGAAAACUUUAUAUGAAGCUGCCCUCUUUUUUUUUUUUUAAUCCACUUGUAAAUUUGGAUUCACUUCCUCUGUUUUAUAUGAGCUCUGUUAAAUUACGUUUACAGUAUUUUGUAUCACUGUUUACAAAUCUUGCAUGGACUUCUGCCACCAUGAAAGAAGAAAACCUUCAUCUUCAGAAAUUAGGCAGGUCAUCUUUGUACACAUCCCGAAAAUCGCCAGAACUACAGCAUAAAAAGUAGGCACUUGAAGAGGUCCUUACAUGGUUACAGUUCCCAUCACCUGCUUAAGAGCUGUAUGUUAGAUUUGUAUUUGUUAUGUUACCAUUUUUGGUGCCCAGAUACAGGGAUCCAAACUGGCCUGACAUGAAGGAGCACACACAGCCCGAGGGCUUGGAGCCUGGGUCAGUUCCACUCCACCCCUUCCUAGUCUGAGUAGCACAUUUCCCAGGGUGCCCGUGGAGCAGCUGGUUUCAUCCCAAAUAAGCCCACCUCAGCAGGGUGGUAUUCUUGUAUCUGCCUGGCUUGAUGCCUUGAUUCUAUAAUGAAGAUGUUUUCAUGGAAGAUACUCUUACAACUGACGAGUGUUUUUGCACAUGUGUUGGGGAGGGGCUUCAUUUUUAUUUUAAUACAUACUAAACUCCUCCCUGCCCAGGAUGUUUUGGGUGGGGCGGGAGUAUCCUAACCUAGCUUCCUGAGCAGCAGUAUGAACUGACAUUAAACUGCUUUUUAACUAUCCAGGCUACCUUUUAUACUAGACGUUGAAAACUAGAGUCUAAAGAAACACCCCCCCCAAAGGUAAUUCUUUAAUAUUUAAUACUUUGUGUACACCAUACCAGAAAUGGCUUGUUGGAGUUUAUUAGUUCAUGAUGAGAGUAGUUUCGCCUCAUAAUAGAAAUUCUAUUUUCAUUGAUCUCUUGUUGAAAAAUCAUAUUUUUGUGUGUCUUAAAUUCAUCUUUUUAUGUUCUCUCAAAUGUGUCUCUUACAUAACAUAAUUGUAGGAAUGACGUUGUCGCUACAGCUAAAUCUUCUUUAGUAAGGAAGUUGUUUGCUAGAGUCUACCCCCAGUUGACCCUUGGAUGUAAAAACCAAUCAUUACAUGUCACAAUCAAUGUUCUGCCUUAAGAGAGUGUGUCCUGUGUAAAGUAAUGGAUGCAGCAUAGAAGCAUCCAAGGUACUGACUGCGGCUUUAGAUACUGCAUUAGUGUGAAAGUCACAUUUCUCUAUGUGAGGAUACAUAUCUUUGAGUAAAUUACAUCUUUAACUUUGCCAUGAGCUGAUUUUGAUUGAUACUUAAUGUAAGCACACCCUCUUUAGGGAAAGUAAACCUUGGGUUAUAAACACUGGCCUGAGGAAAAUGAAGCCACUUUGUGCUGUUUGACUGUUCUGUGUCCAGAGAGGAAAGCCGGUGCAAGUCGCUCUGCUCCGUGGCGGGCAGAGCCUGUGUUUCAGGAACCGUGCAGCAGGACAGAAUAUGUGGUCUUUAUGAAGAGUUGACUUAGUUCAGGUCUGAAAAUGAGACUUAGGACAAAACACUAAUGCUCUCCAGGAGGUUGUUCACUAACAGAAGAGACCUAACCCUCAGGCCCAGGUUAGUAGGUAAUGCUUGAUGGGGUUCACUUGGAGUUUUUUUAUUAAUAAUAUGGAUCAUGAUGUUUUCUCACCCAUUGAGAUAUGUUCUGAAUCUGCUGUUGACCCAAGGGAAUGGCCCCUCAGACAUUUCUGGGUAAUUAACCAGGAACAGCUCUUCUGUGUUCACCCAUAUUUCAGCAGCUCAACACACAAGUGACUUGCUGAUGUCUGUAGCAUUUGAAGAGAUAUAAAGGUCUUCUGGGAAAUAAAGAAUGCCUGCACCAGUUACCUGACAGUGAGCAGGUCAGAGUCUGGACAUGAGGUUUCCUGCAGUCUAGUGUACUUGAUUGAGGUUGAAAGAGAAAGAAUCUCAUUUAGUGAGGACCUUCUCUACAGUACAAAUUAAGAAUGGGUUUUAUUAAUUUUUCUUCUCUUGCCCUUGGAUGAAAGCAAUCUUGUUCUCAACCAGAACUCAUAAGAAAAAAAUCCCAGGUCAGAACUGCAGUCAUGAAUUCAUAUGUGAUCCAUGGAGUCCAGUAUAGCUUCUGUAGUUGUAACCAAGUGAAACCGUUUCUCCUGGAGGGUUGAACAGUAAUAGCUGUAAAGGAUCAGACAGCUGGUUUCUGGUACUUGUUUUAAAUAUGCUUGGGUUUUUUAACCCACACUGGGGGCAUCAGCUUUAGAAGUGUAACAUGGGACGGUAGCAGGUGGUGAUUGUCCUAGAGCACCUCCAGGCCUGAGCUCCAGCCAACUAUUGCUCUGACUCACAGCAAUAGCAUCUUACCCAUCACCAGCAUCUUACAGAGCAGGGAAUUCCAGGUGUAGUCCAUUGAUAGCAUUGUGUGUAGAGAUCACACCACGGACAGCUGCAGAACUCUUUCCAUGGCUUCUUCUGUCACAAGACGGGUAGAAACACAUUCACUGCUUCGGGGCUCUAACCCAUGUGUCGUCUUACGACUCCAUUAUCUGUUUCCUGUAGCUUUGGUAUAUGCUAUGUUUGCUUUGAAUGACUAAUUUUAAAAGUUAGUUUUUGUCAGCAUUUGGCCGUCCUGCUAUUACACCUCAUUCUUGUCAGUAUGGGUUCGAGAGUGUAGCUCGAUUGUUAGACUUUAUCUGCUCAUUCUAUACCCACACAUCUCCACUGUCAACAGUUGGACAGCUGUCAAUGAAUCUUCCUGGACCUGAAGAGAAUUUCCUGUGAAGUGGAAUGCAAGUGUACUGUCAUCCAGUGUUUAUAAAACACCAGGAACCUUCACUUUUGCUACCUUGAUACAACACUGAGUUAUCAUGUUACAACAUUGAAAUACAUCGAUUUAUUAAAAACUACUUUUAUAAGAAA